AUGAGACUGAAAAGGGACGAAGAGUCUUUCCACAUCAGAACACCUCAAGAAACAGCAGCAGAAACCCACAGGAAGAAAUCUCACCACUGCUCUGACUGUGGGAAGAGUUACUCAAGCUCAGAUUCACUAAAAGUACACACGAGAAUUCACACUGGAGAGAAACCUUAUAGCUGUGAUCAAUGUGGGAAGAGUUUUACUACAUCUAACCAGCUGACUAUACACCAGAGAAAACACACGGGAGAGAAACCUUACCACUGCUCUGACUGUGGGAAGAGAUGCAGCGCUUUAGCAACCCUUAAAAUACAUCAGAGAAUCCAUACAGGAGAGAAAUAUUACCACUGCUCUGACUGUGGGAAGAGUUUUUGUUCAUCAGGACAGUUAAAAUCACACCACAUAAUACACACAGGAGAGAAACCUUACACCUGUUAUCAAUGUGGGAAGAGUUUUAGUCACUCAAGCAGCCUGAUAGUACAUCAGAGGGUCCAUACAGGAGCAAAGCCUUAUAGCUGUGAUCAAUGUGAGAAGAGUUUUAGUCACUCAAGCAGCCUGAUGGUACAUCAGAGGGUCCAUACAGGAGAGAAACCCCAUAGCUGUGAUCAAUGUGGGAAGAGGUUUUUUACAACCAGCUGUCUUACUAUACACAAGAGAACACACACAGGAGAGAAACCUUACCACUGCUCUUACUGUGGAAAGAGUUUUAUUUCGUCAGGAUACUUAAAAUCACACCAGACAACACACACAGGAGAGAAAUCGUAUAUCUCUAACCAAUGUGGGAAUAGUUUUGUUACAUCUGGAAGCCUGAAAACACACCAAAGAACACACACAGGAGAGAAGCCUUUUAGCUGUAAUCAAUGUGGGAAGCCUUUUGUUACAUCUAGCCAGCUGACUACACACCAGAGAAGACACACAGGAGAGAAACCUUAUAGCUGUGAUCAAUGUGGGAAGCGUUUUGUUACAUCUAGCCAGCUGACUAUACACCAGAGAACACACACAGGAGAGAAACCUUACCACUGCUCUGACUGUGGAAAUAGUUUUGCUUCAUCAGGGUGUUUACAAUCACACCAGAGAACACACACAGGAGAGAAACCUUAUAGCUGUAAUCAAUGUGGGAAGCGUUUUGUUGCAGCUACCUGUUGUACUAUACACCAGAGAACACACACACAAUCUCAUAGCUGUGAUCAAUGUGACAAGAGAUACUCUGAUAAAAGAUGCCUGAUUAAACAUCAGACAAUUCAUACAUGAAGGAGUUGUUCCAUGAUAUCAAUGAAAUAAUGUCACAAUGUAGAAUAUUUUAACAUUGUAGAAGGAGUAUUUUAAUGAAUAAUUUUAAUGAAUAAUGUCACGAUUUAGAAUGUAUGCAACACUUCAAAAUGUAGCUAGAUGUUUUCUACAAAUGUUCCUCUACACAUUAUUCCCAGAUUCUGUGUGGUUUUUUGAGCUGUUAGUUUUAACAGGACCAGCAACCUCAUCUCCCCCCUCCCCAAUUGAUUUCAACGUGAUAUCGAUAUGAGUGAUGACAAAUAAGUAUUGAAUUUGUCUUUGUUUUGGGGACCCCUGAAUUUAAAUGCAUCACUUAAAAUGUAGCUGACUGUAUUUUGCAGGUUGUCCUCCAACCAGUGAGGUAAAAGAUAUCUCCCAUUUCCAUGUGACUUUUUAGUUAGUUUCAACAGCACGUACAACGUAAUUUAAUCGAGAUCAGUGAUUUAUUGCCACAAAACAACAUUGUUGUUUUAAGAUGCUCGUUUAAAAAAAUACAAGUAAUAUGAUUAUUGAACACAAUAAAACUGUGUUUUGAAAUUGGGCUACCCCACCUAGCAAAAUGUUGUUGAAAAUAUGUUGAAAAGAAGACUAUACCUGACAUCCAAUCUGCAUUUGGUUGAAAGUGAAAGUUGAACAUAUGUAUUUUUCUUGCAGCCUUGGCAUUCAGGCCAUAGAGUCUUGGUCACCUCCCUGACCAAGGCCCUUCUCCCCCGAUUGCUCAG
Messenger RNA from Coregonus clupeaformis (lake whitefish), 1982 nucleotides. Its product is annotated as zinc finger protein 271-like. The record is from RefSeq and is a predicted model, not a curated record. Gene Ontology annotation, molecular function: DNA-binding transcription factor activity; RNA polymerase II cis-regulatory region sequence-specific DNA binding. Lineage: Eukaryota; Metazoa; Chordata; Actinopteri; Salmoniformes; Salmonidae. The transcript has 2 exons. Bases 1 to 1242 code for a protein of 413 amino acids. Gene Ontology annotation, biological process: regulation of transcription by RNA polymerase II.